UCGCGCAUGCGCAGUGACUAAAGAAGUCUUGACGCUUGCAGGGCAGAAUGGAUGCACUGAUUUUGAAGCUGCGUUUUAAGUCUUGAUGGGCGGCAAAUUUUUCACCUAAUUCAAGCUCGACAUGGGAAAAGGCUGUAAAGUUGUGGUGUGUGGUCAGGCAGCAGUGGGAAAAACUGCCAUUCUGGAGCAGUUACUGUACGGAAACCACUCUGUAGGCUCGGAGUCCAGUGAGACCCAGGAGGAUGUGUAUGUGGCCUCAGUGGAAACUGAUCGUGGUGUGAAGGAACAGUUGAGGCUUUAUGACACUAAGGGCCUGCACGAUGGACAAGACCUCCCCAAACACUACUACUCAGUGGCAGACGGCUUCGUCCUGGUCUACAGCGUCGACAGCUUGGAGUCUUUCAAGAAGGUGGACAUUCUGAAGAAGGAAAUAGACAAGUCCAGGGAUAAAAAAGAGGUGACAGUCAUCGUGCUGGGGAAUAAGACGGACCUGCGGGAGCGUCGUCAGGUGGACCAGGAGGUGGCGCAGCAGUGGGCGCGAGGGGAGAAGGUGAAGCUGUGGGAGGUGAGCGUCUCCGAACGCAACUCCCUAAUAGAACCCUUCACCCAGCUGACCAGCCGCCUCACACAGCCUCAGAGCAAGUCUGCCUUCCCUCUGCCGGGGCGCAAAAGCAAAGGCACCCCCUCCAACGACAUCUGACACUGCAGAUCCUUCUCUCUGCUCCGCUCCUCUCAGUAGGCUGCAUUCACUUCAUAUGGGAAUAAAGCGCAGGACAGCAUGGACAGGAAUUUAGUUUUUUCCAUUUGACACACAUUCACUUAUUUUACAGUGUUGACAUUGUUUUAGGGGACAAAGUCAACAUUUUGGGAAAUAUUCUUUCUUUCUGUGAAUUAGAUGAAUAGAUUGAUACCAAACUCAUGUCAAGGUUAUUAUAGUUAACAGAAACUAAUGACAUAACAAAAACUGGAAUUUAAAUUUUUCCGUUAACUGAAAUAAAAAUAAAAACUAGGUUACAAAACUCUACUAAAAUUAUAGUGAAAAUGUCCUUCGUUUUCCUCUUGGUUGGUAUGAAAUCUAUUUCAUCUAUCUGGUUUUAUGACUUAAUAAACUUAUUGGGGCUGAGAUAGAUCAGACAAAGGAAAUAAAGGCAACAUUUAUUGUGACCUUAUUGAAUCUGGCAACCAACAAAUACCCCAUUACAAAAAAACUAAAACUAACACUAAAACUAAUAAAAACUAAACAUUUUCCAAAAAAAACCAAACUAGCAAACUCACACUAAAUACUCAUUAAAACUAACUGAAUUUGGAAAAAAAAAAACUACAACUACUGAAAAAUCCAAAACUAUAAUAACCUUGACUCAUGUCUGUAUGUUGUAAGAAUGUGGCUAGCCUAGCUUAGCAUAAAGACUGGAAGCAUCGGAAACCGCUAACCUGGUACUAUCAAAGGUAAAGAACUAUACCUACUAACACCUCUAAAGCUCAUCAUUAUGGGAGAUUUUAGGUGUAGUUAUGUGCUGGAACUACUUCUUGACAAACAGGUUAUCCAUCUGCCCAGCACUUCUGUGCCGUGUCGUGCUGUAAUGCAGGUGGCCAAAUAUUGUAAAUGAGCACAGGUUUUUGUGUUGUUCUCCGCACAGACAUGAUGGGACCAAACCUGGCAACCUCACUGUGGUGGAAAUACUUUGUUCCUCUUUUUUUCUUGUUUCGCUCUCAAAAUAAAGAUGAAUGAUUUUAGAUAGAGUAAAUUGGUUUAACUAUACUGCCCUACAAAGUCUAACUGCAGUAACUACAUUUUUGGUCAAAAUUGAGUUAUAACUAUAAAAAAAAAAAAAAGAACCCCUUGAUGUCUGUUUUAUCUUGUGACAAAGUUUUAGAUUUCAAUUUUGCUUUAUUUCAGAGAAAUAAUUAUAUAAAAACCACAAAAUCCAACUCAAAACCAAGCAGUAAUUGCACUUACCACAGUCUGCUUUGGAUAUAUAUACUAUUUCUUUCUAAUAAGUCUAAAAUACGCACAUCUUUGAAAAGAGUUGUUAAACACUUUUAAAUGCAAUGAUAACAAAAUCUAUUUGAAAAUGUUUCUUUACCGAAAACAAAAUAUUAAAGCUGAAAGAAGACAACAACAUUGUAGUUACUGCACUCUGUUUAUCAUUACUAUUAGAACCUUUUACAGCAAUUCAAAACAGAGUGCAGUAACUACAUUUUUGGGGUCUAAGGUCAGAUAAAUCAUCAUGAUUUUUGAGCAUAAAAAUGACAUCAUAAAUACAUGUAGAAAUAAGUAUCAUGUCACUUAUCUACAUAUAACCAAUUUGGCUGGCCAGUUAAAUACGUUAAAAAAACUUUAAAGCAGUUUUUCUCAGUUUUACCUUUUGUUUAGUUACUGCAGUUAGACUUUGUAGGGUGGUGUAGCAGGUUUGGUACCCCCAUGCCUUUAUAGAGAUCAAAACAUAAACCUGUGCUCACUACCUUUCUCUUGACACCAUGUGCUAUAGCCACACGGAAGUACUGGGCAGAUGGACAAACUGUUGUUUAUCAAGAAAAAGUUCCAACACGUAUCUCCCCCUAGAAUCACAAACUACCAUUUUUUACGUUUUUCUUUUUGUUUUGUUCAACAAAUUAGUCACAAGGCGUUAAUCAGUGAGCUUUACACUGCAAAAACAGUGUAGAGUUAUUGUCAUAUGUAUUGUGUAUUUUUGGACAGAGCCCAGCCAGCUGUUUCUCUGUUUCCAGUCUUUAUGCUAAGCUAGGCUAACCACAUUCUCACUCCAGCAUUUUACACACAGGCAUGAAAUGGAGCUUCUCAUCUAAAAGAAGGAAAGCAAAUCAGCAUAUGUCCCCAUAAGGUUACUAAUCCUAUGAGGAUGCAUGUUUUUCAACUUUUAAACCAAACAUUGCGUAUAAACCACAAUCCAAAUCCACAUCUGUAACACCUUUUCUGUACAGUAUGAUUAACACUAUAGUGUGUCGUCAAUCACUUUUCAUUUAAGAUAGAAAACCAUUUUUAAAAAGUUAGCACUUUAGUACCAAAGAUUUAACUCGGCUCAAACACACAUGUCAUGGAUUAAAACUUCUGAAUUUUUACUGUGGAAUAACAAGUUAUGGUUGUUUUCCUUCUCAGCUGAAAUGUGUUUACCAUUCCAAGUCAAAGGGUCAAUGUAGAAUUUUCAAGUCUGUCUUACAUUUAUACAAUAUUCAUAUGCAGAUAUAUACAUUAUUCCCUGCUAUCUUAAGAAAUCAAAAUUAAGAUCCAAAUCCACAAUCCUCUUGAAUGGAUAGUUUGGAGUUUUUGAAGAUGUGUUGUAUGAGGUACUUCUCCAUAGUCGGUGCAUUACUUCCAGUAGAUUUAGAUUUAGAGCAGCAGGCAGAAGUACCAACACAGAAGCUAAACAAUGUACUGCUGUGGACUGGGGCAGCUGUCAAAAGUGUUUAAGACAUCUAAAAGAAAAUCUAUAUCAGAUGAAGUGUAUGCUACAUUCAGAAUAUUUCCACAGCUUGCUGGGGAACUGAAGCCAUUACAUCAUCUAUUCUCUCUUUAAAGCCGCUAGACUCCUUUGACAAAAGCAGUAAUCUUGCAGAAAAUGGGAGUUUCUGGUCUACCGCUGCCUCCAUUGGUUUGUUUGUGUAUUGUGUGACUUUGAUGAAUCCAAACUAACACUUUAAAUCCCCAAAGUCACACAAUUACACCACUGCACUAAACCAGGGGUGGGCAACCUGAGGCUCCAGAGCCACAUGUGGCUCUGCAGGCCAUCUGCAGUGGCUCCCUGUUGCUUUGACAAAAAAAAAAGAUAUGUAAUUUGUCUACGAUUUAAUCCCCAUUGUUGUAGUAAUUCUUACAUUCUCCAA
Molecule: messenger RNA, 3840 nt
Organism: Centropristis striata (black sea bass)
Lineage: Eukaryota; Metazoa; Chordata; Actinopteri; Perciformes; Serranidae
Gene: nkiras1
Product: NFKB inhibitor interacting Ras-like 1
Exons: 4
Coding region: 122-700 (192 amino acids)
Biological process (GO): canonical NF-kappaB signal transduction
Molecular function (GO): GTP binding; GTPase activity
Source: RefSeq, a predicted model, not a curated record